This is a messenger RNA of Alligator sinensis (Chinese alligator), 1689 nucleotides long. It is a transcript of the gene CHRNG, whose product is annotated as cholinergic receptor nicotinic gamma subunit. Gene Ontology annotation, molecular function: transmembrane signaling receptor activity; acetylcholine-gated monoatomic cation-selective channel activity. Lineage: Eukaryota; Metazoa; Chordata; Crocodylia; Alligatoridae. Gene Ontology annotation, biological process: chemical synaptic transmission; signal transduction; monoatomic ion transmembrane transport. Bases 25 to 1557 code for a protein of 510 amino acids. Gene Ontology annotation, cellular component: postsynaptic membrane; synapse; neuron projection. The transcript is spliced from 12 exons. The record is from RefSeq and is a predicted model, not a curated record.
CUCGGGACAGAGGCUGCUGUCACCAUGCGCUGCAUGGCUCUGCUCAUGGCCCUGGGCUCCCUCGCAGGUGUCCUGGGCAGAAACCAGGAGGAACAGCUGCUCAAUGACCUGAUGGCCAACUACAACCGGAACCUGCGCCCGGCCCGGCGGGAGGAGGACAUCAUCGACGUCAGCCUCAAGCUCACGCUCACCAACCUCAUCUCCCUGAAGGAGCGGGAGGAGAUGCUCACCACCAACAUCUGGAUCGAGAUGCAAUGGUGCGAUUACCGGCUGCAGUGGGACAAGGAGAAAUACAACAUCAGCCUCCUGCGGGUGCCCUCCACCAUGGUGUGGCUGCCAGACAUCGGCCUGGAGAACAACAUCGACGGGACGUUCGAGAUCACACUCUACACCAACGUGCUGCUAGAGCCCGACGGCAGGAUCCAGUGGCUGGCCACCGCCAUCUACCACAGCUCCUGCUCCAUCUUCGUCACCUACUUCCCCUUCGACUGGCAGAACUGCUCCCUGGUGUUUCAGUCCCAAACCUACAGUGCCAAGGAGAUCAACCUGCUGCUGACGGUUGAAGGUGGGAAGACCCUUGAGUGGAUCACGAUUGAUACCAAAGCCUUCACAGAGAACGGGGAGUGGGUGAUCAAGCACCGGCCGGCCAAGAAGCUGGUGAACGCGGGGCACUUCACCCCCGAUGACGUGGGCUACCAGCAAGUCGUCUUCUACCUCAUCAUCCAGCGCAAGCCGCUCUUCUACAUCAUCAACAUCAUCGUGCCCUGCGUGCUCAUCUCCUUCGUGGCUGUGCUCGUCUACUUUCUGCCUGCCAAGGCGGGUGGGCAGAAGUGCACUGUCUCCAUCAACGUCCUCCUGGCCCAGACCGUCUUCCUCUUCCUGAUUGCUCAGAAAGUCCCUGAGACCUCCCAGGCAGUGCCGCUCAUUGGGAAGUACUUGACGUUUCUCAUGGCGGUGACGGUCAUCAUUGUGGCCAACGCAGUCAUCGUGCUCAAUGUCUCUCUGAGAACCCCCAACACUCACUCUAUGUCCGCGAAGGUCCGCCAGCUCUUCCUGCGGCAGCUGCCGCGGCUCCUGCGGAUGCACAUGCGGCGGGAUGAGGCGGGGGAUGCUCCCCCCGUGACGCGGCGCCGGAGCUCGCUGGGGCUGAUCGUGAAGGCGGACGAGUACGUGCUGUGGAAGGCCCGGACCGAGCUCCUCUUCGAGAAGCAGAAGGAGAGAGAUGGGCUGAUGAAGGCCGUCCUGGAGAAGAUCGGGAGAGGGCUGGAGAGUGGCUGCACCCAAGAUCUCUGCAGCAGCCUGGUGCAGGCCAGUCCUGAGAUCCGGGCCUGCGUGGAUGCCUGCAACCACAUCGCCAAGACCAUCCAGGAGCAGAACGAGUUUGACAGCGAGAAUGAAGAGUGGAUCCUGGUGGGGAGGGUGAUCGACCGCGUCUGCUUCCUGGUCAUGGCUUCCCUCUUCGCGUGCAGCACCAUCGGCAUCUUCCUGAUGGCCCAUUUCAAUCAGGCUCCUGCACAGCCCUUCCCGGGGGACCCCAAGAAAUACCUGCCGGAGUGAUCCCAGGACAGAUGCUGCUGGGACUCGCACUGGCUGCAAGAGGCCAAACCCUCCCUCCCAGGCAGGAAGCCCCUGGCUGCACCAUUGUCGCUCCAGGGUCUCUUCAUCUGAGGGCUUCUGGUCCACAUUGGG